This is a messenger RNA of Trichoderma harzianum CBS 226.95, 607 nucleotides long. RefSeq lists its product as hypothetical. NCBI's taxonomy places the organism in Eukaryota, Fungi, Ascomycota, Sordariomycetes, Hypocreales, Hypocreaceae. The record is from RefSeq and is a predicted model, not a curated record. The transcript has a single exon. The coding region runs from base 175 to 513 and encodes 112 amino acids.
AACUACGAAUACACGCUUGUGCAGCCAGACAACCAGAGAUCCAUCCCCUGGCGCCUCCCAGGUAUCGGUACAUGCCCCAAUGCUCGUCACCGCCCGAGGCUUCUCGAGUUAGGCCAUGAUGCAGCUCAGACAAAGACACUGCCUGUGGGAAUAUCCAGCACUGCGGGAAUAUGUAUGACAGCCACUCCACGCCCACGCUCAUGUCCGGCUCUGUGUCUCGUCUGUCGCUCUUGUACGCGUCUGGUAAGGCCUUGGCCUGCGAAGUCCUGCAUCUGGCGUGUUAGCGCCCUGCCACGUCCGUACCGCCCAUCUUUGAAUGCUGCAUCGCCUCUCAGCCUCGGCCGUUCGAACAAUCAAACCAUCCAAAGUCCGAGUACGAAAGGAUGGCAGAACAAAGCCUUCUUGUCUCUUGUCUCUUGUCUCAUCCAGCUGCUCCUCUCAUCCAACCAGCAUCUGCCGCCUGCUUCCUCCUUUUUCUCUCCGAAGCCAUUGCAUCACAUCACAUCUAAAUAAAACAGAAAAAGUUGUUGGGCUUCACUGCAGCUGCAUGCCGUGAUAUCACAAGCCAUGCUGCCUCAACUCAACUUGUAUCGGCCGUCCAGCUGAG